AUGUCUGAUAAAGAUAAGAAGAAAUUGCAGACCAAAUUAUAUCCAUUAUUUGAGAACAUAUACAAACAUGAAUAUAACGGAAUACCAAUAAGUACUCAUUUUCAUGCAUUACCACCAAGAACAGGUGGUGGAGAUUAUUAUAAAGUUAUUAAAAACCCAAUAUCACUUCACAAGAUUGGAGCGAAAUUAAAAAAACUCGACUAUAAUAAUGCACAAGAAUUCAUAAAUGAUUUAGCUCUUAUAUCAUUUAAUGCAAGAUAUUAUAAUAUGCAAGAAUCCAUAAUAUAUAAACAUGCAGAAAGUUUGAAAAAAUAUAUUGAAGACACAGUUAUACCAAAAUUGAAAAAUGAUAAACAUAUAAAUGAUAAUUUGAUAUAUCCGAUACUUGGUGAAUUACCUGAAGAACAUCAACAAUUACAAGAAAAUUCCCCACCCGUGAAAGAAGAAUAUGAAAUGAGUGCAACUCCAACUAUUGAAAUUCCAAUAACAAGACCCGAUUUAGUUUCAGCAUAUAAUCGUCAAUCAUCAUUUACAACACCUAAAAAAGCCACUACUAUCAAACAACAACAAGCCUUACAAGCACAACAAGAGCAAUUAGAAAGUGGUAUAAGAAGAGGUAGACCCCCAAUUAUUGAUAAGCCAUUUGAAUCAAGAAUUAAACAAAUAUUAAAAGGUUUUAAAAAAUUAAGAGAUGAUAAAGAUAGAUUAUUAAUUAAACAUUUUGAUAAAUUACCAGAUAGUAAAAAUUAUCCAGAUUAUUAUAAUUUGAUUAAAAAUCCCAUGAGUUUAGCCGAGAUUAGAAUUAAAGUUAGAUCGAGAAAAUAUACUGAUGUUGAUCAAUUUAUAAAUGAUUUGGAUUUAAUGUUUGCAAAUUUUCAACAAUAUUUUCAAAGAGAUCCUUAUGGUGAAGAAUUUUUGGAUUAUCAACAAUUUAAGAAAGAAGCUAAUCAAAUUGUCCAAAAUGAAUUAAAUAAAUCUGAUAAAGAUGUCUUGUUGGCAGCAUCAACUUCAAGUGAUGGAAUUGUUAGAUAUCCAUUAGAGGAAUUAAAAGUUGAUGGUUAUUCUUAUAGAAUCGGUGAUUGGGUAUUGAUGAAAAAUCCAGCUGAUAGUGAAAGACCAAUUGUAGGACAAAUUUUCCGUAUUUGGUCAACUGAAGAUGGUAAAAAAUAUUGUAAUAUGUGUUGGUAUUAUCGUCCUGAACAAACUUGUCAUGGAGUUGAUAGAAUUUUUUUCCAAAAUGAAGUUUGUAAAACUGGUCAAUAUAGGGAUCAUUUAAUUGAUGAUAUAGUUGGUCCAUGUUAUGUAUUAUUUUUAACAAGAUAUCAAAAGGGAGAUCUUCCAAGUGGUGUUAUACCAUCAACUGCUCCAUGGUUUAUUUGUGAAUUUAGAUAUAAUGAAACUACUCAUGUUUUUAACAGAAUUAGAACUUGGAAAGCUUGUUUACCAGAUGAAGUAAGAGAAGAUGAUGAACAACCACUUAUUCAGCUAAAUGAAACUAGAAAAUUAAUUAAAUUUGAAUCACCAAUUAGAUCAUUUUUUGAUCCAAAUUUAGAAAUGGGGGAAAUUCCAGAUGCUGUUGCUGGUACAACUAAUUCACCACCAAUUAGAGGUUCAGUUUACAAAACAGCCCCAAUACCAACAGAUGACUUAGGUCAAUAUACUACAAGUCCAAAUGUUGUUUCUGUUCCAGAACAUGAUGAUAAAGCAACUGGACGUCAUGCGUAUUUAUUUACACCAAUUUCCCAAUUAAAAGGUGGUGGUGGGUCCACAAAUGCAGUAUAUUCUACUACAUCUUCCUUACCACAUGGAUCACCUAAUCAUGAAUCUACAAAAUUAGCUACUAAUGCAAUGAGUCCUCCUGUAUUACCUCCACCAACUCCAGUACAACAAAUUCAUCAGCAAUCACCAGCAAUAACAGAUUUUACAGAAGAAAAACCACAAUUACCUAAUUCAUAUGUUUCCAUACAUGAUCAAAUUCAAGAAAAUCAAAUUAAAAAACUACAAGAUCAACAACAACAACAGCAGCAACAACAACAAUUACAACAACAUCAACAACAAUCUCCACCACAACAACAACCUCAACAAUUAUUUAAAAAAUUGAGUACUCCAACUCUUGCUAAUAUUGUUCCAACUGAUGGUGGUACUUUUUAUAAUGCUAUGCCAACUUUUUCUCAACCAAAUGGAGCAUUAGCUUAUGGAUUACAAGAAGAUUUAGAAUUACCCGUAAAUAAAAAAUUAAAAUCAGAUCCUACACAACAAUCAGAAAUAAUAUUUUAUAGAUCACCACCAAUUCAAUUAUUAGGUAACAGAAUAAUAACGAAUUCCAAAUAUGAAUUAGGUCAUUCUGCAAAAUAUUUAGCUUGGAAAAAUGAUAAAAAAAAUAAUAUAGCACAAAAAUAA
Molecule: messenger RNA, 2400 nt
Organism: Lodderomyces jiufengensis
Lineage: Eukaryota; Fungi; Ascomycota; Pichiomycetes; Serinales; Debaryomycetaceae
Exons: 1
Coding region: 1-2400 (799 amino acids)
Biological process (GO): chromatin remodeling
Cellular component (GO): RSC-type complex
Molecular function (GO): protein binding; chromatin binding
Source: RefSeq, a predicted model, not a curated record